Molecule: messenger RNA, 993 nt
Organism: Thecamonas trahens ATCC 50062
Lineage: Eukaryota; Apusomonadida; Apusomonadidae
Product: sideroflexin
Exons: 1
Coding region: 1-993 (330 amino acids)
Biological process (GO): mitochondrial transmembrane transport; monoatomic ion transport
Cellular component (GO): mitochondrial inner membrane
Molecular function (GO): monoatomic ion transmembrane transporter activity
Source: RefSeq, a predicted model, not a curated record
AUGGCUUCCUCACCCGGCGUCCCUCCGUUCUCGCUCACCUCACCCAGGUUCGACCAGUCGACCUUCUACGGGCGGUGGAAGCACUUUGUGUCCAUGGUGAACCCGGCCAACAUGCUCAUCACCUCGUCCCAGGUCGAUGACUCGAUGGCUCUGCUCGAGGCCUACCGGGCUGGGCAUGUCGAUUCGACCAAGGUCUCGGAUGCUGAGCUGUGGGAGGCCCGCCGGAUCAAGGAAGCUGUCAUCCACCCCGAUACCGGCAAGCCCAUCCCGCUCCCGCUGCGCAUGGCCGCCUUCAUCCCCAUCAACAUCCCGCUCAUUGUGUGGAUGACCUGGCCAGGCGCCUCGGCCGCCAUGACGGUGGCUGGCCAGAUUGCCAACCAGUCGCUCAACGUCGGCGUCAACUACGCCAACCGCAACGCCUCGUCCGAGCAGUCGAUGACCUCCAUCGCCGCCGCCUACGUCGGUGCCACCUCGGUGGCCCUCGGCGUCUCUCUCAGCGGCCGGUCGUACAUGCUCAAGCACGGCGCCAAGCUGCCGCCGGUCGUUGGCCGCCUUGUGCCGUACGCUGCCGUUGCCACCGCCGGUGCCGCCGGCAUGGUCAUCAUGCGGUUCAAGGAGCUGACUGACGGUGUCAUGCUCAAGGACCACACUGGGACCGAGCACGGCCUCUCGCGCAAGGCCGGCAUCAUCGGCGUGGCCAAGACCGCCCUCUCCCGUGCUGUCUUCUUCCCCAUCUUCCCCAUGGUCCUUCCGCCGCUCAUCAUGGACGUCAUUGCCCGCAACACCUCCAUCCUCAAGAAGUUCCCCAAGGCUGCCCUUCCGCUCGAGGUUGUCACCAUUGCCACUUGCAUGAUGACCUUCCUCCCCAUGGCCAUCGCCAUGUUCCCGCAGGACGAGUCGGUUCCGGCCUCCAUCCUCGAGCCCGAGUUCCAGGGCAAGGUCGAUCUCACCGGCAAGCCCAUCGAGUACUUUACCUUUAACAAGGGCCUCUAA